ACAUUACAAACUUAACCAUGACGGCAGAAUCAAAUUCCACUUCUAUGACUUUUUAUCAUGUAAACGCGGUCGAAGACUGGACAUAUGCAAAGGUAACAGAACAUUAUCGUGCGAAAAUGAAAGAAAAUCAGAGGAAACUACUAGAUUCUAUAAAGAAAGAUCUACAGAAGGUGGUGAGGUCGGUUUCUGAAUUUGACGAGACGCGUAGACAUAAGGCUCAAGAAAUUCUUGACCAUUGGAAGAAUUGGACCGCACAGAAAGAGAAAUUGAAAAGUUCCAACCCGGCUUCCAACGUGCAACUGCAAGUAAAGAAGGUAAAACAAUUUAAUAACUUAUCUGGUUAUUCUGCAACUCAAAAUAUCGACAAUCGUCGUACAACUUCGGGAAAAAGACAACAAGGUGUUGACAAUGGAGAAGAAGCGGUAUAUUCUGAAAUCCCUUCGGCCCUAUCAAAAGAGGGAGAAUAUUUGAUCCGCAGAUCACCUCGAAAAAAGAAGCGUGUUUCCUAUAUUGAAGUGGAUGAAGAAGAGGAAUCUGAGAUAGUAAGUAGUACUGCUUCGCAAUCAGCAGAAUCUAGCCCACCCAGGACUCCACCACAAGCUCCCCGAGAUCUGAGUCCGUUGAUGAAAACUCCGAAUAAAAGACCGUUGGAGAGUUCAGAAAUCCAGCGAUACUCCAAAGAUAUAUCCGUGGUAUGCGCUUUCAAUAAAACGGUCUUGGAAUUAGCAUCAGAAGUUGGCGAGGAGCUUGCCAUUGAGCUAUCCUCUACUCGUGAUACCAAUCCUGCUCUGUGGUCGCAUGCUCUGGAAAAAUACCUUGAUACUUCUCUUAAAGAAACCGGAAAAAAAUUCAAAACUGCAAUUCAGGUUGAAGUUCCGAAUGAACCAUUUCGGUUGUAUUGUGAAAAAGUCCUUCUAGACUUCCACGCAUCUUCGGCAAAAGUGACAAAAUCCGAAACAAAUUCCGGAAUCGUUAAAGUGGAUUCGAAGGCGACUCGGCAUUUAGACGGACAGGAAAUUUGGCACAUGGAGGUUGCAGGUGGACCAUGCAAAACAACAGACUUACAUACGCUUGGUGAUACGAAAAAAACUAUGCGAAUGGAUGUUUUGAAUUUAAUUGGAAUUUUACGAAAUCACUUCGAUUGCGACAUAAAACUCGCCACUAAGAUCAAAGUAUUUUGCACCCAGGUGAUCGGUAAGUGCACGAAUGACUUUGUACGCUCUAAGUAUGCUUCCGGAUGGAAGAUUCUUUCCACUGAACUUGCAACGGCUCUAAUACCUUUCAGUUUCCAGGGUCGAAACCAAUACAAGGCUCUUCUCAGAUUGAUGGCGAUAUUUCAUGACGAGAUAAUAAAACAAGAAGAGUUAAUGGGCGAGAUUGAACGAUCUGUACUUCGUUCUAAAGGAGUAACAGUUCGUCAUGUAUUAAAUAUUCCCGAUGAAUUGUUUGAUGUAGCUGAUUCACAUAUUAACUAUGAUCUUCCUAGAAUGUGUGGGAAUGAGACUCCAUCAGAUUGGAAGGAUCAAAUUUGGAACACAUUAAUGGAAUAUAGAAAAAAUCAUCUUUUGACUGAUUAUAAUAAGAGAUAUCUUAUCGCUAGAAAACCAACAUAUUUAUAUACAUGUGAUAUUUAUGGGUAUGAGUAUUUUCAUGCAUUCUUUAUGGAUAAGCAUUGGCGUACAAAUUGUACUGAAAAUGAAUAUUGUGAUAUGAGCUUCAAAGACUACAUGAAGCUGAAAAAUAAUCCUCCACCUUGCUAUUUCACAAAGAAGGCAAUCCGUCGAUAUGAGAUGUGGUUGAAAAAUGUAUCAAAUAGGAUUCGACGUAUCAGGCAAAAGCAUAAGGUACAAAGUAAUGUAAAUACUACGCCUACCACGUUCUUUGACCCUCCUCCUUUGCCACCAAAACCUGUUGCAUUAAUGAGUGGCUUCGAGAGAUACACUAUGCGACGUAGUGCAAGUGCGCUAGAGAUUUCAGCCUAUAGAUUUGAAAGAAGCCAGGUCUUGAUUGAUGCUGAAGCAUAUUUCGAUUCU
This is a messenger RNA of Funneliformis caledonium, 2033 nucleotides long. Lineage: Eukaryota; Fungi; Glomeromycota; Glomeromycetes; Glomerales; Glomeraceae. The record is from the annotation of a GenBank genome assembly.